Molecule: messenger RNA, 637 nt
Organism: Durusdinium trenchii
Lineage: Eukaryota; Dinophyceae; Suessiales; Symbiodiniaceae
Source: the annotation of a GenBank genome assembly
GCCCGCAAAAUCGCACAGCUAGAGCAAAUCCUCACUGAGGAGACGCAAGACGGCCCAGACAGCCGUAGGCAAUUGCUGGCGCAGCAUCAUAGAGCCGUGUUCGCCCUUUAUUAUCAGCGGGAAGUCGAAAUGACGCAAUUCCGAUCUUGCUUGUGCACGCAUGGAUUUCUGCUUCGGCUCCUGGCAGCUGACAAGGGACUGAGUUGCAUUAAGUUCUUCAAAGCCAAGAACCCAGGGGUGCUGUUCAUCGACGAGACCAGCGAGCUGGAAGUGGGCGCCUUUCUGUCCCUCACAGCAACUUUUCCACAGGCAGUCUGCCUGCUGGACAGCGGCCAAACCAUGAGCAAGGCCAACAGCACCAAAUUACAACUGGAUGACGAGCCGACGGAAGUGCAGACUGCAGAACUUCUCAAGAACACACGCAGAUUGGAGAUGAACGAGACCUACCGCUUGGGAGCAUCAGUGGUCCAGGUGCUACGUUCCUUGCACAGCGUCUAUCGCAACCUGCGCAGUGUGGCGCCCACUGAAGCUGAGCUCCGAGUGCAUGGGAAGAGUGGGAAGCUGAUGGGCACAGUGAAGUUCGUGGGGCAACGACCUCCGCGGACACGGCCGGAGCACUGGCCGGAUCGAAAACCCG